CAUUAAUUUGAGCAAUAUACAAAGUGUCAUAUAUGAUGGUUUCCACUUCUUUUAUUGUAAUUAGCAUUCUUUUGCUAAGUAACAUCACUAGUUUGUAUAUUGUAGUCGCCACCAAUACCACGGGCAAGGGAUUGGCAACUUGGUAUAAUGAUAAUUCCGGUUCCGGAAGUGGAGCUGCUUGUGGAUGGGAGGUCGAUGUGAUAAACGCUCCAUUUAAGUCGAUGAUAGCAGCAGGAAACAAAGAUAUAUUUUUGAAUGGCAAGGGAUGCGGACAUUGUUUUCAGAUAUUUUGUUCAAGAAAACCACAAUGCUCAGGCAGACCGAUUAAUAUUACGGUUACGGAUAAGUGUCCAGGGAGGUGUGAUGAUAUAGCUUAUCAUUUUGAUUUAAGUCAGAUUGCUUAUGCUAAGAUGGCAGAGCCUGGCAAAGAACAAGAGUUAAUCAAGUUUGGCCAAGUUGACAUUCAAUACAAAAGGGUGCCGUGUAACUAUGGUAGUACAAAGAUAGCGUUCAAAAUAGACAAGAAAGCCAACCCACACUGGUUCGCGACUGCGAUUGAAUAUGUAAACGGGGAUGGUGCUAUUAGUCGUGCCGAGAUAGCACCAAAUGGUACUAAAAACUUUUCUCCUAUGGAAAUCAUAUGGGGUGCUGUUUGGAAAAAAGAUAUUGACCCGGAGAAAUUCAAAGCUCCGUAUUCUUUCAAGCUUAUCUCUGGUGAUGGGAAAACCGUGGUAGCAAGUAAUGUUAUUCCAGAAAAAUAUGCAGCUGGUCAGAAGUUCACAUCAACUGUAAAUUUUUAA
Messenger RNA from Erigeron canadensis, 800 nucleotides. RefSeq names its product expansin-B15-like. The record is from RefSeq and is a predicted model, not a curated record. The transcript is spliced from 4 exons. Gene Ontology annotation, biological process: sexual reproduction. Gene Ontology annotation, cellular component: extracellular region. Lineage: Eukaryota; Viridiplantae; Streptophyta; Magnoliopsida; Asterales; Asteraceae. Bases 33 to 800 code for a protein of 255 amino acids.